Messenger RNA from Brassica napus (rape), 1269 nucleotides. Its product is annotated as RWD domain-containing protein 1-like. The transcript has 10 exons. Gene Ontology annotation, molecular function: protein binding. NCBI's taxonomy places the organism in Eukaryota, Viridiplantae, Streptophyta, Magnoliopsida, Brassicales, Brassicaceae. Gene Ontology annotation, biological process: cytoplasmic translation. The record is from RefSeq and is a predicted model, not a curated record. The coding region runs from base 226 to 1041 and encodes 271 amino acids.
AGUAACUUUACGAAGAAACGACACCGUUUUGGGACCUAAAGUUAACACCUUUAGGCGACUCACUGUGAGAUAAAAGAACUCUUAUCUGAAGAAUAGAACGAAACGGCAGCGUUCUGGGGUCGUAAAGUUGAUUCCUUUAGGAGGUUAAUCUCUCGUUAACGUGACUCACUGUGGAGUUGGAUAUUCAGAGACAAUCUCAAUCCUUUCACGACAAAUUUGGUCAUCAUGACGGAGUAUAAGGAGGAACAGGAGAUGGAGAUUGAAGCUCUUGAAUCUAUUCUUGCUCAUGACUUCAAAGAGAUUCAUUCUAGUGAAAGUGGGCUUAAUACUUCUAACCCAUGCUUUCAGAUAACAGUCACUCCUCAGGAUGAUGAUCUGGAGGAGUCAUCAAUCCCACCAGGUUACUACUCUUUAAGAAUAUACAUUUCUGCAUGCUUUCUUAGUCUUGGAGCUCUCAAAUUUGUCUUUGCAGUUCAGCUGGGUUUGGUUUUCUCCCACACAGAAAAUUAUCCGGAUGAGGUUCCACUUUUGGAUGUUAAAAGUAUCCGAGGAAUCCAUGUUAGUGAUCUCACCAUCUUAAAAGAGAAGCUUGAACAAGAGGCAGCAGAAAAUCUUGGAAUGGCCAUGAUGUAUACAUUGGUCUCAUCAGCUAAGGACUGGUUGUCUGAACACUAUGGGCAAGACGAUGGAGAUGACUAUGCCGAGGAAGAAACUGCCAAAGAGGAUGAGGUUAUUAUUCCUCAUGGAGAACCUGUUACGCUGGAGACGUUUGUGGCAUGGAGAGAGAGAUAUGAGGCAGAACUUGCACUUGAGCGAGCCAAGCUGAUGCCUGAGUCUGCUCUUACGGCGCCUAAGGAGAAGAAGCUUACAGGAAGACAGUGGUUUGAGAGUGGCAAAGCGAGAGGAACAGUGGUCGCUGCUGAUCAAGAAUCUGAGGAGGAAGAUGAUGAAGACAUUGACUUUCAAGACGAUGACUUUGAAGAUGAUGAAGAAGACAUGCUUGAGCACUACUUGGCGGAGAAAUCUGAUGCAAGGGCCUGAAGACAUAAUGAUUUUUAAAGUUUUUUCUAGAUAGAGAUCAGGAUGACCUUUCAUUAAGCAGCAUUAUUCAAUCUUUCAUAUCCUCAGUUUUCCUAGCUUUGAUAUGGCUCAAGACUUACCUCGAGACUUGCAUUUCUUAUAUCACUUUCACAGUCUGUCAUUUAUAAGAAUGCCACUGAGAUUUUGUAACUUUUUUUGCUAGUAUCAGAGCACAAAGCAGUUCUCUCA